UUUAUUUAAAGGAUUUUAUCUACAUAUACAAAAAAAAAGCACGUCUUGAACUCAGGAGUGCCUAUCACUAUUAGCCUGAACCUAAUGUGGUGGAAAAUAAUGAACUGUUAUUAUUUUCCACCACAUCAGGUUUAGUUAAUAUGUAUGGGAUCUUUUAUAAAUUAGUGUAAAGGAAAAGGCUUUGGACAUCAUUGGUCACGUGAUCAAUGUAGAACGAAUCAAGCAUCGUGAUUCGAACUAUUGCGUGUUGUUUUUUCAGCACACGCCUCAAAGCUUAAGAUUUAGGGGUAAAAUCACUAUUUCUUUCUUUCUUUAAGUUCUCAGUUUCUAGUGAGACCAGAACGGAAUUAAGAGUGUCUGAACAGUGGGAAGUCCUUAUAAUGGCACUAAACAGGUGGCUGGAAGACCACCAGCAUCCCCCUUUUAUGAAGUGAAAAUAUUCUCCUGAAAUUCAUCACCAACAACCAGGAUAUUUAUCCCAAGAUCAAAGUUAAACUGCUGAAAGAGGUGAAGCACAAGCCAUCCUGAAGAAUCUCCAGAACACGCAGAAAUUGUUUGAUGCAGACAAAUAAAGCAAAGUCCUGAUAUGGAGAAACAUCAGCACUCUGUCAAGAGUUUUACUAAACAGAGUGAUCUCAAAAAACACCAGCGCAUUCACACAGGAGAGAAACCGUAUUACUGCUCAGACUGUGGGAAGAGUUUUAUUGAACAGAGUAAUCUCAAACGACACCAGCGCAUUCACACAGGAGUAAAACCGUAUCACUGCUCAGACUGUGGGAAGAGUUUUAAUCAAGAGGGUCAUCUCAAACGACACCAACGCAUUCACACAGGAGAGAAACCGUAUCAAUGCUCAGACUGUGGAUCUAGUUUUAAUAGACUGGGGACUCUAAAACUGCAUCAGCGCAUUCACACAGGAGAGAAACCGUAUCAGUGCUCAGACUGUGGGACAAGUUUUACUGUACAGGGUAAUCUAAAAAAACAUCAGCGCAUUCACACAGGAGAGAAACCGUAUCACUGCUCAGAUUGUGGGAAGAGUUUUACUAAAGAGAGUGAUCUAAAAAAACACCAGCGCAUUCACACAGGAGAGAAACCGUAUCACUGCUCAGAUUGUGGGAAGAGUUUUAUUGAACAGAGUAAUCUCAAACGACACCAGCGCAUUCACACAGGAGUAAAACCGUAUCACUGCUCAGACUGUGGGAACAGCUUUAAUCAAGAGGGUCAUUUCAAACGACACCAACGCAUUCACACAGGAGAGAAACCGUAUCAAUGCUCAGACUGUGGAUCGAGUUUUAAUAGACUGGGGACUCUAAAACUGCAUCAGCGCAUUCACACAGGAGAGAAACCGUAUCAGUGCUCAGACUGCGGGACCAGUUUUACUGUACAGGGUAAUCUCAAAAUACACCAACGCAUUCACACAGGAGAGAAACCAUAUUACUGCUCAGAGUGUGGGAUGAGUUUUACUCAACACGGUCAUCUAACACUGCACCAGCGCAUUCACACAGGAGAGAAACCGUAUUACUGCUCAGACUGUGGGAGGAAUUUUAAUCAUCACAGUAAUCUCAAAAAACACCAGAGCAUUCACACAGGAGAGAAAACGGUGUCAAAUCUGUUUAAAGGCAAUUAAAAGUGCGAAUCUUUUAGACAGAACACCUUAUCCUGCACAAAUGUUUCAUCUUGUCACUUGGGACACGUUCCACCAGAAACAAACAUAAACUGAAUUUAACAAUGGAUUUUACAGGUUCAGCAAAAUGACUCUUAUUCAUGGAUGAUGUUUAUAGAAUUUAAUGUUAUGUUUUCUCGUAUGUUUGAUAUUCCAGGACAUUCUUCGUGAGACAGAGCUCAGUUUUAAGGGUAGUUACGUUAUGAGUUUAGUUCUGAAGAAGGGAAGGUCGUUCAAGCGAGGGCACUGCCAGAGCUUGCUCCAGAUGUUAGAUUAGCAUAACUUAGUCUUUAAAAUUUAGAUGUCGUAGUUGUUAGGAGUAGAGUACGAUUCUUAAUUUUCUGUAAACAUUUCAGUGCUUGUGCUUAGAAGGUUUUGAAUGCAUUUAAUCUUUUUUCUAGUAUAUACAGACUUUAUUAUUUCCAUUAAUUUCUAAUACCUCUGUUUUUACUCUGUGUUAGUUCCCCAAGAUUAGCAUAGUGUAGCUUAAUGCUAUUAACCAACAGGCCCCUCUGUAUGAAAGGAGAAACACCACCUGAGGAACUCCAGAGAGUUUGCUCCCAGAAGUGAGACCCAGAGCCACAGAGAGACGACACUGUGUCGGGUACUGCCGUGUGGACCGGAGGAGCAUCCAGACCCGCAGAGAGGCCAACAAAAUCUUU
Messenger RNA from Astyanax mexicanus (Mexican tetra), 2322 nucleotides. Its product is annotated as zinc finger protein ZFP2-like. Gene Ontology annotation, cellular component: nucleus. The coding region runs from base 587 to 1624 and encodes 345 amino acids. Lineage: Eukaryota; Metazoa; Chordata; Actinopteri; Characiformes; Acestrorhamphidae. The record is from RefSeq and is a predicted model, not a curated record. The transcript has 2 exons. Gene Ontology annotation, molecular function: RNA polymerase II cis-regulatory region sequence-specific DNA binding; DNA-binding transcription factor activity, RNA polymerase II-specific. Gene Ontology annotation, biological process: central nervous system development; regulation of transcription by RNA polymerase II.